This is a messenger RNA of Williopsis jadinii, 909 nucleotides long. RefSeq lists its product as uncharacterized. The transcript has a single exon. Gene Ontology annotation, cellular component: mitochondrion. NCBI's taxonomy places the organism in Eukaryota, Fungi, Ascomycota, Saccharomycetes, Phaffomycetales, Wickerhamomycetaceae. Gene Ontology annotation, molecular function: oxidoreductase activity. The coding region runs from base 274 to 786 and encodes 170 amino acids. The record is from RefSeq and is a predicted model, not a curated record.
CAAGAAUCCAGUGCUACUAUUUUUGUAGUCUUGUCAUCAGUAUUCACCAAUGGGAAUUGAGAUUAUCUGUUUUCAAGACAUAUGCAUGUUCUACGUCAAAACUUUCAGGACAUUCCAAUCUUUGGGACAUAUCCGGUUUGGGUUGAGAAAUGGGGGUUACACAGCAACCUUUGCAAUUUUGGGGUAUAACGGGAACUCUAAGAACUUCUUAAGAAAGGGUGAAAAAUACCAUACACAACUUGUUCACUUUACUGUUGCUUGCAGGUAUCAGAUAUGUCAAUGUUUAAAACGCUUCAAUCAAAUCCAGGUAUCAUCACGCUGUUCCACAGUUUGGGGAAACCUUCAACUCCGCUGUUGAAGACGUUGCUAUCAGCUGCUAAUCCGCAUUCCAACCCAGAUUUUAAGAAAGAGAAAGAAGGCUCGAGACGUUCGCUGUGGUCAUAUAUCUCCAAGGGGAAGAACGAACCACCACAAUUGGAGAAAUUCCAGGUUGAAGAGAUACGUGAUGCAUUGCCCACUUAUGAUCAGUUAAACUUGCUGAAAUCAUUUGCACAAUCAGACUCAGAACAGUUGAAGAUUUUCACCAAGGUUUUUCCACAUUUCGUCAACCCUGACAGUAAGAUCGUUAUACCGGAAGAGUUACAGUCUGUGGAGCUGGGCGUUGACAAAUUUACUGAACUGAACAACCAAGGUGAUUUUAACCCUCCAUUGGUUGUUGAUUGGGAGAAAGGUCAUAUUGCCAACGACUCGAAAACGUUACAGCAUCUAUUGAAACCAUAUCAAUAAUUGAACUAUAUAAUCUUCAAUCGUAUCCCAUUCUCUUGACGACAUAACUUUGGGCCAGCACUCCUAAACUUAAUCCGAUUCCAUCGUAAACCCAAGUCUUGACCCAUUCAGCAGGGUCCACGC